Molecule: messenger RNA, 11968 nt
Organism: Coregonus sp. 'balchen'
Lineage: Eukaryota; Metazoa; Chordata; Actinopteri; Salmoniformes; Salmonidae
Source: the annotation of a GenBank genome assembly
AUGAGGAGGAGUCGAGAGUGGAGAGGAGAGUGCCGUGAGCAGGAGGUAGGAGAACGGAGAUGGAGGAGGAGGUGAGAGUAGGGCACGGAGAUGGAGGAGGCAGUGAGAGUAGGAGAAGAGAUGGAGGAGGAGUGAGAGUAGAAAGAGAUGGAGGCAGGGUGGGUGGACGGAGACUGCUAAACUUUGGGAAUACAGGAUGAAGCCUACAUGUGAACUCAACUUCUGAUCUCUCUACUCUCUCUCUCUCUCUCUCUCUCUCUCUCUCUCUCUCUGUAUCUCUCUCUCUGUAUCUCUCUCUCUGUAUCUCUUUCUCUAUCAAAUCAAUGGGGCUUUAUUGCCAAAGCAAGGGAAAAAUACUAAAGUGAGAAGAAAACAAAAACACAUGAACAGUAAACAUGAAAACAUGAACAGUAAACAUUACACUCACAAAGGUUUCAAAACAUAAAGACAUCUCAAUUGGUACAUUAUCUGCUAAGUACAGUGUUGUAACAAUGUGCAAAUAGUUGUGUACGAAUAGAAGGGGAAGAUAAGUAUUUACAAUGUUUGUUCUUCACUGGUUGCCCUGUUCUCAUGGCAACAGGUCACAAAUCUUGCUGCGGUGAUUGCACACUUGUAUUUCACAUAACAGAUAUGGGAGUUUAUCAAUGUUUGAAACUCUUUGUGGGUCUGUGUGAUCUGUGGGAAAUAUGUGUCUCUAAUAUGGUCUCUCUCUCUCUCUCUCUCUCUCUCUCUCUCUCUCUCUCUCUCACUCUCUCUCUCGCUGUCUCUCUCUCUCGCUGUCUCUCUCUCUCUCUCUCUCUCUCUCUCUCACUCUCUCUCUCGCUGUCUCUCUCUCUCGCUGUCUCUCUCUCUCGCUGUCUCUCUCUCUCUCUCUCUCUCUCUCUCUCUCUCUCUCUCUCUCGCUGUCUCUCUCUCUCGCUGUCUCUCUCUCUUGCUGUCCACAGAGUACAGAGCAGGUGACUGCAUUCUGCCGGAGUCUCCAUGAGAUGAAUCCUUCCGUUGUUCCUCCUCCGUCUUCCUCCUCCCUCUCUCCCAGCCCGUCGAUGCCCCUGCCACCGGCGGCGGGCACUGCCAUCCAGCGACAGCUGUCACACGCUGACAAACUACGCAAAGUCAUCAGUGAACUGGUGGAGACUGAGAAGACAUACGUUAAAGUUAGUAGAGAGAGUGUGUGUGUUGGGUGGGUGUGUGUGUGGUGGGGAAACUCCUAGUUUCUAAGCUACACAAACAUGGAUCAAUGCAUACACCAACACAGUCACAACAGAACACUCACAACACACAACACAGUCACAACACAACAGUCACAACACAGUCACAACACAGUCACAACACAGUCACAACAGAACACUCACAACACACAACACACAACACAGUCACAACACAACACACAACACAGUCACAACACACAACACAGUCACAAUACACAACACAGUCACAAUACACAACACAGUCACAACACAACACAGUCACAACACAACACACAACACAGUCACAACACAACACAGUCACAACACAACACACAACACAGUCACAAUACACAACACAGUCACAACACAACACAGUCACAAUACACAACACAGUCACAACACAACACAGUCACAAUACACAACAGUCACAUCAUAGUCACAACACACAACACAGUCACAAUAAAGUCACAACACACAACACAGUCACAACACAUUAUGCACCCAAACCAAAACACACACACACUAAACCCUGUCUCCUCUCCCCUGCAGGACCUGAACUGUCUGAUAGAGCGCUACCUGACCCCUCUGCAGAAGGAGAGCUUCCUCACCCAGGAUGAGGUAGGGUCAGAGGGCAAAGGUCAAAGGUCAACUCAUAGACAUCCUGCAUGCUACUGGGUUAUCAUAACCGUAGAUCAGGUGGUAUUCAUUAUGGCGCACCGUAGCAAAAUGUAGCAAACCUAUUGGACAAGUUCCCGCUUGGAAUAAAGAUCACAAUCAAAUCAAAUGUUAUUUGUCACAUACACGUGUUUAGCAGAUGUUAUUGCGGGUGUAGCGAAACGCUUGUUGCUGGUUAUAAGAUAGUGAUCACAUGUGGACCGGUGGAAUAAAGAUCUCCAUGUUGCUGGUUAUAAGAUAUAUGUAGAUACUUCUUUGGAUAUGUUGACAUCACAAUAUCUUCAAUCCCCAAUGUGCAAAGAAAGCUCGUUAACGGUUGCUAUGCUAUCUCUUCCAGCUAGAUGUCCUGUUUGGUAACCUAGGAGAGAUGCUGGAGUUCCAGGUUGAGUUCCUGAAGACUCUAGAAGAUGGGACCAGACUGGUAGCUGACCUAGACAGGCUGGAGAGAGUAGAACAGUUUAAGGUACAAUCACAUUUUCCCAUAAGGCCUUUGGUCUAAAGUUGUGCACUAUGUAGGGAACAGGACGCCAUUUAGGACGCGAAAAAAAAACAGAUUGCCUCACUACUUUGAAUCCUAUUGAUAACGUGUGUUGUAUAACCUGCCUAUCUAAGGGAAAUAUAAAAGAUGGCUUUCCUCUCUAGAUUUCGUAUUAUUUUAGAGUAAAUGGGAUUUCGUACUCUACAUACUCCUUUCUCCAGAAAGUGCUGUUCUCUCUGGGUGGAUCGUUCCUGUACUACGCUGACCGCUUUAAGAUCUACAGUGCUUUCUGUGCCAGCCACACCAAGGUCCCCAAGGUCCUGGCCAAAGGUACAAUACAUAGUCAACUGUAUUAUAUAUUAGUACUGCAUAGUAGCACAUACAACCAUCGGUGCCAUAGCUAGCGGGUUGUUUUAAGAUCUACAGUGGCACACCAAGGUCCCCAAGGUCCUGGCCAAAGGUACAGGACUCCUUGCUCGUGCUGAAAAACAACAAUAUUAUAUUGUACAGUUCUUUCACAUUCUCUCUCAUCUAACGCUAUGGGGGGGGGGGGGGGGGGGGGACGUUUCAUGGCCAUGUCCUCGUUGUGGAUAAUGAUCCUUUCUGUACUGCAUGUGGUCCAGCUAAGACAGACGCAGACUUCAAGGCGUUCCUAGCAGAGAGGAACCCUAAACAGCAGCACUCCUCCACCCUGGAGUCCUACCUGAUCAAACCCAUCCAGAGAGUCCUGAAGUACCCACUGCUACUGAGAGAGCUGUACUCACUGACUGACCCUGAGAGUGAAGAACACUAUCACCUGAAUGGUAAGGAGGGAGGUCUGGAUGGAGGGAGGGAGGAAGGGAGAGAGAGAGGGUGGGGUUGGGUGUGUGUGAGUCCUGAAGGACCCACUGCUGCUGAGGGAGAUGUACUCAGUCACCGACCCAGACAGAGGAUCACCAACAUCUACUUCUAUGUGAUGGUGAACGACAUGGAAGAGUGUGUGUGUGUGUGUGAUUGAAUGUGUGUGUGUGUGUGUGAUGGUGUUGCGUGCAUCGUGUUGUCACGGUUUGUAACAUCUGCUUUCCUCCUCGUCUUCCUCAGUUGCGAUGAAGGCCAUGAACAAGGUGGCCAGUCACAUCAAUGAGAUGCAGAAGCUUCAUGAGGAGUAUGGAGCAGUGUUCGACCAGCUCAUCAAUGAACAGACUGCAGACAAGAAGGAGGUAAUCAUCCCCAUCAUCACAAUAGUCAUAAAUACUGGGCUCCCGAGUGGCGCAGCGGUCUAAGGUCACUGCAUCUCAGUGCUUGAGGCGUCACUACAGACCCCCUGGUUCGAUUCCAGGCUGUAUCACAAUCCGGACGUGAUUGGGAGUCCCAUAGGGCGGCGCACAAUUGGCCCGGGUUUGGCCGGUGUAGGCCGUCAUUGUAAAUAAGAAUUUGUUCUUAACUGACUUGCCUAGUUAAAUAAAGGUUAAAUAAAAUAAAAAAUUAAAAGUCUAUUUCUAUGGUUUAGCUUAUUUUUAACACAUAUUCAUGAUUAUUAGUCCUUAAAACAAUAAUGUAUUAUUUCUAUGUAAAUCGCAGAUUUUCACCUUCUAACAAAAUUAUAUUAUUAUUAAAAUAUAUCCUAAUGUAAGUCUUGAAUGCCAUAUCCACUAGGAUUUCCAUUCGAGUUGUUCUAAUUGAUCCAUCUCUGUGUGCUUGUCUCAGGUGACUGACCUGUCCAUGGGAGAUCUUCUCCUCCACUCCACCGUGGUGUGGAUCAAUCCUCCAGCCUCCCUGGUCAAGGGCAAAAAGGACCCUGAGCUGGCUACCUUCGGUGGGGUACACUCCUACUAGACACUGGGGAUCCAUAUAGGGCCUAUUACUAAGGGUCUCCUUCUUAAGGCCUUUGCAGUCUGUACCAUUUUAACCGUCUUAUGCCACCAUCUUGCCGUCUCAUACAACAUGUUCACGUCGUGGUCAAAUUCUCAGGUCGUAAAACGAGUGUCGGACGUCUUGGCUCGUUCAGUGUGACAGGGUCUAGGUCUGCCGAUUUUAGUACAUUUACAUUUACAUUUUAGUCAUUUAGCAGACGCUCUUAUCCAGAGCGACUUACAGGUACCACUACGUGCGGUCGUAGGCUGACAGUGCCUUUAUCGUGUAGUGUAGCUGGUGUUAUGAGCCGAUCCCGGUGACUGACAAAUAGAUCCCGGUGACUGACAAAUAGAUCCAGGUGACUUACCAAUAGAUCCUGGUGACUUACCAAUAGAUCCCUGUGACUGACAAAUAGAUCCCGGUGACUGACAAAUAGAUCCCGGUGUCAUAGAUAUGGUGUCAUUUCACGGGGCACUGAAUAAUACAGUGUUGCUGUGAUCAAACAGUGCCUGGACACUCUAUGGUACAAACAGCCCUGAACAGGAAAAACUAUAGAUUGUGUGUCCUUAAAACCAGGUUCCAGUCUACUCACUAGAGUCCCUAGAAUACAAAAACAGGUGAAUUUGAACAAAAGGUCAUAGGAAGCUUUAUGUUGACGUUUGAACGGUGGGACACACGUUAGCGCCAUUGGACAGCUACCAUUUUAGAAUGUUGUCAGCCUAUCGCCAGCCUCUGACAUCAUAAUACGUGGCCUAAAAAUGUAGUCAUGUGAUUUCAUAUUGUUCUCUUUUUAAGGCCAACGUAAAGAGAGAACAUUCCUACCUUUCUCUCGAAUAAAACCGUUAAAUAACCAGUAGGGGUUUCUACUAACAUAUUAUGUUCUUGACGUUCAUUUACUUAAGCUCCAACCAUUUCUCAAUGUGCUCAACCUUUUAUAAUAUUAUUUAUUUAAUAUAAAGUAAAAUUCUCUUUAGAUUAUUCCCCCCAUGUAGUUAUAUACACUGAGUGUACAAAACAUUAAGAACACCUGCUCUUUCCAUGACAGACUGACCAGAAUGAAUCCAGGUGAAAGCUAUGAUCCCUUAUUGAUGUCACUUGUUAAAUCCACUUCAAUCAGUGUAGAUGAAGGGGAGGAGACAGGUUAAAGAAGGAUUUUUAAGACUUGAGACAUUUGAGACAUAGAUGGUGUAUGUGUGCCAUUCAGAGGGUGAAUGGGCAAGACAAAAUAUUUAAAUGCCUUUGAACGGGGUGUGGUAGUAGGUGCCAGGUGCACCGGUUUGAGUGUCAAGAACUGCAACACUGCUGGGUUUUUCACGUUCAACAGUUUCAUGUGUGUAUCAAGAAUGGUCCACCACCCAAAAGACAUCCAGCCAACUUGACACAACUGUGGGAAGCAUUGAGUCAACAUGGGCCAGCAUCCCUGUGGAACGCUUUCGACACCUUGUAGAGUCCAUGUCCUGACGAAUUGAGGCUGUUCUGAGGGCAAAAGGGGAGGUGCAACUCAAUAUUGUGAAGGUGUUCUUAAUGUUUUGUACACUCAGUGUAUAUUUUUGUACAUAAUUUUAACAUUAUGCACUCUGCAAAACUGCAAAAAAUAUUGAUUUCGUAUCAUACACAUAACGUUUUACAGCUGACUUUUAUUUUGAAGGCAAAUCCAAAAACCAGAAGUCUUAAACGUGGAUAGGAUCCAGCUAGUGUUGCUGACACAUGCCCAGAUGUUGACGUGGCCCACGUCUGCUGACAUAGCCUCACAAGCCAAUCGCAGAAUGUGACUGCAAAACGGAAGCAAAUCGUACAAUCUGGCCAGGUUGAUAUCAAGAUCUUAAUUUAUUAGGGAACACCGCGCUGUGUGACGUGAUGAUCGUAAAAGAAUAAAUCCGAUGUACAGUCUGCAAAGGCCUUUAAUAAUGAAAUAACAUUAUCUCAAAGUAGUGAGAAAGGCUCGAGAGAGAGAGAGAGAGAGAGAGAGAGAGAGAGAGAGAGAGAGAGAGAGAGAGAGAGAGAGAGAGAGAGAGAGAGAGAGAGAGAAGAGAGAGAGAGUAUUUGAUUCCCUGCUGAUUUUGUAAGUUUGCCACUGACAAAGCAAUGAUCAGUCUAUAAUUUUAAUGGUAGGUUUAUUUGAACAGUGAGAGACAGAAUAACAAAACAAAAAUCCAGAAAAACGCAUGUCAAAAAUGUUAUAAAUUGAUUUGCAUUUUAAUGAGGGAAAUAAGUAUUUGACCCCUCUGCAAAACAUGACUUAGUACUUGGUGGCAAAACCCUUCUCUUAGGGUUAUGUAUUAGCGGUUAGGCUUAUCUUAGGGUUAUGUGUUAGUGGUUAGGCUUCUCUUAGGGUUAUGUGUUAGUGGUUAGUCUUCUCUUAGGGUUAUGUGUUAGUGGUUAGUCUUCUCUUAGGGUUAUGUGUUAGCGGUUAGGCUUAUCUUAGGGUUAUGUGUUAGUGGUUAGUCUUCUCUUAGGGUUAUGUGUUAGUGGUUAGUCUUCUCUUAGGGUUAUGUGUUAGUGGUUAGUCUUCUCUUAGGGUUAUGUGUUAGUGGUUAGUCUUCUCUUAGGGUUAUGUGUUAGUGGUUAGUCUUCUCUUAGGGUUAUGUGUUAGUGGUUAGCGGUUAGGCUUCUCUUAGGGUUAUGUGUUAGUGGCUUCUGCAAGGGAGAUUUUCUCAAAUGCUAACCCCUAAAAGCAUUCAUGUUGUUCAUAAAUCUUCUUUAGUAAAUGCUUUAAAAUGUGGUAUGAAAUUAAAAAAGCUCUUCUAAUGCUCUUCCCGUUCCUCCCCUCCCCCCUCUCUCUCUCUCUCCAUCUCUCCCUCCUCUUUGUCUCCUUCUCUCCCCAGUGUUCAAGACAGCGGUGGUGUUUGUAUACAGAGAUCGCUCCAAGCAGAGGAAGAAGCUUGUGAGUGCUCCUUUGCCCGUUACUUUACUGCUGGGGGCCUGGGGUUCCCAGAGGGGCUUUUAAAAGGGGAGAAGGCUUUUAGUUUUGAACAGGCACAAUGAGGUCACCCGCAGAGUGGAUCUAGGUUAACGCUACUCUUAUGUCUUCAUGUGAAAGUAAAAGGUUGUGUAAUUUGGCUUUCUGUCCACUCCAUAAAGUAGAGGGGAACUGUUUUCUUAGAUACAGUCUCGUUAAACACACACUUGCCUGUAGCAAUGCUUGCUCUAAAACAGUGUGUGUGUGUGUGUGUGUGUUUGUUUUUCAGGGAGGGUCUCAUCGUGCUUCCGUGUCAGAUGACAGAGAUCCGUUCCGUUUCCGUCACAUGAUCUCAACAGACGCCCUACAAGUCCGCGCCAUCACAAGUAUAUCUUCUUAACCCCCUCUUUCUCUUCCUCUAACCUCCUCCCUCCACAUUCUCUGUUUCUAACCUCCUCCCUCCACAUUUCCUCUACCUCCUCCCUCCACAUUUCCUCUACCUCCUCCCUCCACAUUUCCUCUACCUCCUCCCUCCACAUUUCCUCUACCCUCCUCCCUCCACAUUUCCUCUACCUCCUCCCUCCACAUUUCCUCUACCUCCUCCCUCCACAUUUCUGCGUUCCUCUCUGCACUCCUUCCUCUUACCCUCUGUUAGAGGCCUUCCGAAAUGGACAUGGGGCUUCCACAUCCGCACCCGAUAUGCAUGAAUUGAUUAUUUUUUUAGUAUACAGACCCCGUUCCGAUUGGACACGAGGACAACUAGAUCCGUUCCGUAUAGACCUGGUCGGAUCCAGAUCCGGGUCCGAUCCUGAGUGAGGGAAGCAGCAGAAAAGUAAUUGUUUAAGCUACUUUAUUUAGCGGAGCUGAUAAAGCGCGAGAGGAGGGAGAGAGAGGUGGCGCUCUAGUUUGGCGGGGAGGGAGGGGCCAUACUGUGAGGGAGUGACACAGGGAGGAGGGAGGGAGCAGGGAGCCAACCAAGCCGACUCGCGCUACAGUAGACUAAUAGCUGCCUUGGUUAUUUAUCAUCAAAUAUGAUUACGUGGUACCUGUCUUGACUGCAUCAAACCGGGAGAAGCUAGUUAAGCUAGCUAACGUUAGCUAGCUGGGCUAAUUGAGGCUGCAGUGCAUGCGCUUUCUCAUCCUACAGUUACAAAUAACUCCAUUCAGAAUACCUGUUGUCUCUUGGUCGUUGAAGCCUAUCCUACUCCUUUAACUUUUAAUUCCAUCAUUAGAUAUCUCCUCUCUCGGGUAUUCGGGUACAGGUGGAUCCGUGUAGACCUCUAUCCUCCAUACUUAAGCCUUCCUCUUACUGUCCUUGUCCCUGUCCCCUCCUUCCUCUUACUGUCCUUGUCCCUGUCCCCUCCUUCCUUUUACCUGUCCCUGUCCCUGUCCCCUCCUUCCUCUUACUGUCCCUGUCCCUGUCCCCUCCUUCCUUUUACCUGUCCUACUCCAUCCAUCAUUCUGCCUCUCAUCUCUCUACCUCUCCUUCUUCCACUAGAUAGUAGGGAUUUAAGGCAACGUUGAUAACUCUCUCUCUCUCUCUCUCUCUCUCUCUCGCUCUCGCUCUCGCUCUCUCUCUCGCUCUCUCUCUCUCGCUUUCUGUUCUCUCUCGCUCGCUGCUCUCUGCUCUCUCUUUCUCCUUCCCUCCCUCCCUCUCUCCCUCUCUUUCUCUCCUUGCUAGACUCCGAGGGUACAGCGGUAUGUGAGAUAGUUCACGUGAGGUCAGAGUCUGAGGGGAGACCAGAGAGAACCUUUCACCUGUGCUGCAGGUGAGCUCUGACAUCACAACUGGGUGGCUGACGUCAUGCCGAGAACACAUUUGAAAUACAUAUCUGUUCAAACAUAUAGCUAUUUUCAAUUAAAUGAAACAUAUUCAUGUAUAAAUUCAAUAAAAUACAGAAAAACACAUAUUGCAGCGCCAUUACAUAUGUGUGUGUUUACAUGAAUGUGUGUUUUGUGUGUGUGUUUACAUGAAUGUGUGUGCUUGUGUGUGUGUUUACAUGAAUGUGUGUGCUUGUGUGUGUGUUUACAUGAAUGUGUGUUUUGUGUGUGUGUGUUUACAUGAACGUGUGUUUUGUGUGUUUACAUGAAUGUGUGUUUUGUGUGGUUAUGUGUGUUUACAUGAAUGUGUGUUGUGUGUGUGUGUCUAAUAUAUAUUUGUGUGUGUGUGUGUGUGUGUGUGUGUGUGUGUGUGUGCGUGCGUGCAUGUCCAAGUGUGUCUAAUAUACUUGGGUGUAUGUUUCUAAUAUAUUUUGUGUGUAUGUGUCUCUAACGUGUCCCUGUCCCUGACCCCAGUUCUGUGGACAGUAAGAAGGACUUAUUGAAGGCAGUCCACCUCAUCCUGAGAGAUAAACAACGACGUCAGCUGAUGAAGACUGACUCUCUACCCCCCAACCAGCAGUACGUCCCCUUCGGAGGCAAACGCCUCUGUAACCUGAAGGGAAACAGACCAGCCAUGAACAGAGCAGGUAGAUGAUGCCUCUGUAACCUGAAGGGAAACAGACUAGCCAUGAAUCAAAUCAAAUCAAAUCAAAUUGUAUUGGUCACAUGCGCCGAAUACAACAGGUGCAGACAUUACAGUGAAAUGCUUACUUACAGCCCUUAACCAACAGUGCAUUUAUUUUUAACAAAAAAAGUAAAAAUAAAACAACAACAAAAAAAGUGUUGAGAAAAAAAGAGCAGAAGUCAAAUAAAAUAACAGUAGGGAGGCUAUAUAUACAGGGGGGUACCGGUGCAGAGUCAAUGUGCGGGGGCACCGGCUAGUUGAGAGAGUUGAAGUAAUAUGUACAUGUGGGUAGAGUUAAAGUGACUAUGCAUAAAUAAUUAACAGAGUAGCAGCAGCGUAAAAAGGAUGGGGUGGGGGGGCAGUGCAAAUAGUCCGGGUAGCCAUGAUUAGCUGCAUUUUCAUUUGUUUAUGUACUUUGGUGUACUAACUCUCUCAUCUCUCUCUCCUCUCUCCCUUUCUCUCUCUCCUCUCUCCUUCUCCUUCUCUCUCUCCUCUCUCAUUCUCUCUCUCCUCUCUCCCUCAUCUGUCCUUCUCUCUCGCUCUCCUCCCUCUAUCUUCUCUCUCCUCUCCUCUCCUCUCAUCUCUCUCGUCUCUCUCUCCCUCUCUCUCAUCUCUCUCCCCUCUCUCAUCUCUCUUCUGUCCCUCUCUCCCUCUCUCUCAUCUCUCGCCUGUCCCUCUCUCCCUCUCUCUCAUAUCUCUCCCUCUCUCUCUCUCCCCUCUCCCCCCUCUCUCUCCUCUUCCCCCUCUUCCUCUCUCUUCCCUGUCCCCCUUCUCUCCUUCCUCUCAUCUCUCUUCCCGCCCUCCUCCCCUCCUCUCCUCUCCUCUCCUGUCCCUCUCCAUCUCUCUCACUGUCCCUCUCUCCCUCCUCUCCCUUCCCCUCUCCUUCCUCUCCCUCUCCUCUCUCUCUCUCUCCCCUCUCUCCAUCUCUCUCCUUCCCCCUCUCCCCCUCUCUCUCUCUCUCUCCCCCUCUCUCAUCUCUCUCCUGUCCCCCUCUCCCUCUCUCUCACUCUCUCCCCUCUCAUCUCUCCUCCUUUCCCUCUUUCCCCUCUCUCCAUCUCUCUCUUCUCCUUUCCCUCUUUCAUUCCCCCUCUCAUCUCCUCCUUACCCUCUCCCUCUCCCUCAUCUCUCUCCCCCUCUCUCAUCUCUCUCCUGCCCCCUCUCCCCCUCUCUCAUCUCUCUCCCCCUCUCUCAUCUCUCUCCUGUCCCCCUCUCCCUCUCUCUCAUCUCUCUCCCCUCUCAUCUCUCUCCUCUCCCUCUUUCCCUCUCUCCCAUCUCUCUCCUGUCCCUCUUUCCCUCUCUCCCAUCUCUCUCCUGUCCCUCUCUCCCUCUCUCUCCUGUCCCUCUUUCCCUCUCUCCCAUCUCUCUCCUGUCCCUCUCUCCUGUCUCUCUCUCCCAUCUCUCUCCUGUCCCUCUCUCCCUCUCUCUCCUGUCCCUCUCUCCCUCUCUCCCAUCUCUCUCCUGCCCCUCUCUCCCCUCUCAUCUCUCUCCUGUCUCUCUCUCCCAUCUCUAUCUCAUCUCUCUCCCUCCCUCUAGUCUCAGCCCCGUCUCGGACCCUUGGUCGCAGGAAGCUCGUUAGGAACCGAUUAACCAUUGACACCGACCUCGUUCUCCAUGGCAACCAUGAAGACUCUGACUCUAACUCCUCCCACUCCACCCAUGACUAUUCCCACCAGCCUCAACCUUCCCAUAACCCCCUGCUUCCUACCCAGAAGCCUCAGCAGCGGACGCUGUUGGCGACUGGAGGCGACACGGACCGCUGGGUGGAGGAACAGUUCGACCUGGAUUGCUACGUCGACCAGGGAGGAGUGACGGGGGAAGAGAGGAGGAUGGAGGGAAGGAUGGAGGGAGGGAUGGAGGGAAGGAUGGAGGGAGGGAUGGAGGUGAAAGAGACUGAUAUUCUGAGCGACGAUGACGAGUACUGUAAGUCAGUCAGGGCUUCAUCAGCCGAACCCAGCCUACUAGAGGAGAGGAAAGAGGGAGUGGUGGAGGAGGAGGAUGAGGAGGAGGAGAGGAGCCAAGACCAGGACAGAGGGGUAGAAGAGGAGGAGGAAGAUGUGGAGGGAAAGAAAGAUGAGAGGAGACAGAACGGAGAGUUGGAGGAAGAGAGGAGGAGCUCCCAGGGUGUUCUCCAAGAGGACGAGGGGGGUGAAAGGAGUAAGGUACAGGUAGACUCUGACUCCCCCUCUAAAGACAAUGCCUCCCCCGUCCCUCCCACCUCACGGUCCCCCGCCCCCCCGGUGAAGCUCACACCCCUAAGGAAGCAAUGGGCCACGGAGGGCGUGGCCGGGAAGCAGUGUUCCGUGGAGGGAGUGGCCGAGAAGGACCACUGUGAUGUCAUCUGGGUGCGACGCGAAGACUACGCCAAUGGAGGGAACAACGACAUCUUCUGA